ACACCUGUGGGGCAGGGGCCGAGGAGCGGCCUCUCCUGCCCGUUCCCCGCUCCGUCCUGCCCUCCGUCCCCUGAUCCCAUCCUGGCUGUGCGGCCAGCCUCCCCCGCUGUGCCCGCCCCUGACCCCGGGCCUAGUGUCACAGCAACGCUCAUCAGCGGAGGCGUGCCCGGGCUCCUGGGGGUGACCCGUGUGUUCCCCAUCGACUUGGCCGAGGCUCGGCUACAGAACCAGCGUGGACAGGAAAGCUACAAAGGAACGGGGUCCCUAUGGCUGCAGACGCCCCACCCUCGCGGUUUCCUUCCAGGAGCUGUGGUGAACCUGACCGCAGUCACCCCAGAGAAGGCCGUCAAGCUGGCGGCCAGUGACGUCUGGCAGCAGCUCCUGGAGGAGGACGGGGCGCAGUGGAAUCUGAAGCUGGAGAUGCUCGCCGGGUGUGGAGCUGGGCUGUGCCAGGCGGCGGUCACCUGUCCCCUGGAAAUGCUCAAGAUUCCGCUGCAGCGUGCUGGGCGCCUGGGUGAGGCCUCUCCCACCUUCGAGGGUAAGGAAUUGGCGGAGGAGGGGGUCCUACCACAGUUUCCUAUAAAGGAAGCUGGGCAGGCAGUGGCCGUGCCCUUGGGAAGCAGCCUCAGCAGCAGGGACAUCCUAUUAGAUAACAUAGACCCGAGAGAGAGCUCCCUGGAGCCAAGAACUGAUGUCCUCAAGUUAGGACAACCCUCAGCUCUAGGAAGGGCGGGGCCCGAGGGGCUGCCUUCCCUCCCCGCAGCCCGCCGCCAGGGUUCCACCGCCAGCCCUGCCCCGCGGGGCCCCCUUUACCCCGGCAGGCGCCCGGCCGCGGCCCUCAUCGCCAGGGAGCUGCUCCGCACCCAGGGCCUGGUGGGGCUCUACCGGGGGCUGGGAGCCGCCCUUCUCAGGGACAUCCCCUUCUCCGUCAUCUACUUCCCCCUGUUCGCCAAACUGAACCUCCUGGGGGUCAGGGAACCCACGGGGAAGGCCUCCUUCGCUCACUCCUUCACGUCCGGCUGUGUCGCAGGCCCGGUGACGCCUCUGGACGUUUUGAAAACUUGAAUCCAAACCCUCAAGAAAGGCCGGGGUGAGGACAGCUACAGCGGCCUCACCGACUGUGCCAGGAGACUGUGGAGCCAGGAGGGCCCUGGCCAUAGCCCUGUUGUUCGGGGUCACCCAGUAGAUGCUCUUCGGCGCCUACUUCUCAGCGUCGGCAAGCACCUCAAGGGUUUCGAGUAGGCGUGGCGGCAGCCCUGGCCCUCCUCGCCGCCUGCCCUCUACCUCACGGGCCCCUCCACCUCCCUUGGUGACCGAAGCCCUCACUGCUCUGGGAGUCCAGCCCGGGGACCCUCAGGAGCCCCGACCCCCUGAACAGACAGCACAGGUGGGAUCAUCUCUGCAUUUCACGUCUAUCUAUCUAUCUAUCUAUCUCACACGCAGCACCUUGAAUCAGUUUUGAGGCUUUAGUCUCGUUAACUCUGAGUUAAAUAACUUAAUUUGUCCCAGCACUGAUACGGGGAAUGGCAGGAUUUUAUUUUAGCUCAAGGGGACCACGACAGCCCUCCAAGGCGGCACCCGCCUGCCCAUGUUCGGCCAGGAGGAGACGGGUGGCGCGGACAGUGCGUCCUCCCAGCUACGUCCCCUCAGGACCGAGCUACACUCGUGACGACCCGUGUUACUCAUGAGGGUGGAGAACAGACGCUUUAUCUUCAGGUCACGCUGCCAGGCCCUCCAGGGACAGGUGACCCUGAACACCUGUGUGCGGACAGUCUUAAGGGGCUGGGAGUGCGCCUCUAGGUGAGGCUUUGGUAGAAAGGAGCAGAUGCGCCUGAAGGACACAGAGAGGGUUCGUGGUUUCAACUGCUGAUGGCUGUCAACCCACAAAUGCUCCAGGGGUUUGGAAAAUGCUUCCUCUUUCCAGAUCCCUCAGUGAGAACUUCACCCUCUCAAACCACAACCUGCAGCGAGCGCCUUGUGUAAUAAAUCAGUGACAUCCA
This is a messenger RNA of Balaenoptera ricei (Rice's whale), 2000 nucleotides long. RefSeq names its product solute carrier family 25 member 18 (gene SLC25A18). The transcript is spliced from 8 exons. The record is from RefSeq and is a predicted model, not a curated record. NCBI's taxonomy places the organism in Eukaryota, Metazoa, Chordata, Mammalia, Artiodactyla, Balaenopteridae. Gene Ontology annotation, biological process: L-glutamate transmembrane transport; aspartate transmembrane transport; malate-aspartate shuttle. The annotation marks the transcript as partial. Gene Ontology annotation, molecular function: L-glutamate transmembrane transporter activity; L-aspartate transmembrane transporter activity.